Hibiscus syriacus is the source of this 362-nucleotide messenger RNA. Its product is annotated as small EDRK-rich factor 2-like. Lineage: Eukaryota; Viridiplantae; Streptophyta; Magnoliopsida; Malvales; Malvaceae. The record is from RefSeq and is a predicted model, not a curated record. The transcript is spliced from 3 exons. Bases 16 to 231 code for a protein of 71 amino acids.
UUACGGGAAGUAAUCAUGACUCGCGGCAACCAGAGAGAUAGAGAUCGAGAAAGGGCUCAAGCUCGAGCGGCCGGCAAAGGCAAGACCAAGGACGAUGGGUUAACCGCUGAACAACGCCGUGAAAGAGAUGCGAAGGCCUUGCAGGAAAAGGCUGCGAAGAAGGCGGCGCAGGCGGCAACCGGAGGGAACAAUGCUGGCGGCGGCGGCGGCGCAAGUAAAAACAAGAAAUGAUUAAUGCAACGAUGUCAGGUUGUGAAUGAUUCACCGCAUUGUUUUGACAUUGAUUUGGAAAUCAGAUCUUUGUGUUCCUUUAGGAUCUUCUUCAGAGUGUUUGCCUUCGUCGUCUUAAGCUAUUCACAGGU